AUGCCAGGCGAAGAAUUUCCCCCCUUCGGCCCCCCAUCAGGAGGAGGGGGACGCAUCCCCUCCCCAACCAAAAACACCUUCAACCACCACCAUCGCCUCUCCCUCUCAACCUCCUCCUCCCCCUCUCCAUCACUAACCUCCGUCCCGAGAAUCACCUCCAACCCAACCUCCCCCAAUCUACAAAACGACCUCUGGCAGCAACAAUCCCAAUCCCGACCCCCUUCCACCUCCUUCUCGUCCUCCCGCCGACUGAGCACCACCCGCCGCCGAUCCAACCCCUACUCCUCCAACCCCCUCCUCGACACCCCCCAGUCCUUCCUCCAAAAAGCAACAACAACAGCAAUCACCCUCUCCCAAUCCACCCUCCGCCUCUUCCUCUCCCUCCCCCGAACCCAACAACUCCUCGUCCUCUUAGCCCUCUCAGUCCUUUUCUCCCUAGGAAUCCUCUUCCUAGUCUACUCCCACACAAUCUUCACCUCCCUCGCCCCCUUAGCCGCAUCCUGGAAACAAUCCUGGCUUUUCCUCAUCGUAAUAUUCCUCCUCACAUGCCUAACCGGCUUCCCCCCCAUAAUAGGCUACAGCACCUGCGUCACGAUCACCGGUUUUGUCUAUGGCUUCCCCCACGGCUGGCCCAUCGCCGCAACAGCAACGGUAGCCGGUUCGACUGCCGCUUUCGUCACCUCACGCGGCGUGUUAAAAGGCUAUGUCCACAACCUGGUAGGAAAAGACAAACGAUUCGUUGCGUUGGGGCAGGUGCUGAAAAAGGACGGGGUGGUGGUGCUGGCGAUGAUUAGGCUUUGUCCGUUGCCGUACUCGCUGUCGAAUGGGUUUUUGGCUACGGUUGGGGGUAUUAGUCCGGUUACUUUUGCUGGGGCUACUGCACUCACGACACCGAAAUUGCUAGUCCACAUUUUUAUCGGCAGUCGGCUUGCCUUGUUGGCCGAGUCGGGGGAUAAAAUGACGGGGUUUGACAAGUUUGUGAAUUAUGCUUCUAUGGCGGUGGGGGCGGCGGUGGGCAUGGGGGUUGCGUGGGCGGUUUAUAAGAAGACGAUGCAGAGGGCCGAGGAGCUUGCGGGAGAGGAUCUGGAGGGGGGGUUGCUGCCAGAAGCUGGAGAAGAAGAGGAAAGGUUGGUCGAUCCGGAUGAGAUGGAUGCUGCGGCGGUUGAUGUGCUGAUGGAUGAUGAUGAUAUUAGCUUGUGGGAUAAUGAUAGUUCGGGGAGGACGGGACAGGAGCAAGGGUAUAGGGAUGAUGUUUGGGAGGAUGCGCCUGAGUUGCCGAGGGGGUUUAAGUGAAGGAGGAGGGGUAUGUUCAAACAAACGAGGGGGCGGUGAUCAAAGGGAAGGGG
This is a messenger RNA of Podospora pseudopauciseta, 1346 nucleotides long. Its product is annotated as Tlg2-vesicle protein. Gene Ontology annotation, cellular component: Golgi membrane. Gene Ontology annotation, biological process: vesicle-mediated transport; mitotic spindle elongation. The record is from RefSeq and is a predicted model, not a curated record. The transcript is spliced from 2 exons. NCBI's taxonomy places the organism in Eukaryota, Fungi, Ascomycota, Sordariomycetes, Sordariales, Podosporaceae. Bases 1 to 1293 code for a protein of 430 amino acids.